This is a messenger RNA of Pseudozyma hubeiensis SY62, 1749 nucleotides long. RefSeq lists its product as hypothetical. The record is from RefSeq and is a predicted model, not a curated record. The coding region runs from base 1 to 1749 and encodes 582 amino acids. Lineage: Eukaryota; Fungi; Basidiomycota; Ustilaginomycetes; Ustilaginales; Ustilaginaceae. The transcript has a single exon.
AUGGUGCGCAUCACAGCCGCUUCGCUCACCGCGGCGCUGCUCGUCGCCGUCGUCACUCCCCUUGCCACCGCUCUUCCCUUUCUCACAAAUUCCACCGACUUUGUCGCCUCCGAUCAGCUCGAAGCGCGCUACGAUGGUCUCGGUGCACAAACACACUUUGAACGUCGCUACCUUACCAACCUCUCGCCCCCCUCCGGAUACACCUUCUCCUGGGGUAUCGACGGCUAUCGCGUCUCGUAUGGUACCGCCUCGGGUCAGUACAUCUCUCGCUCCGCCAUCUCCGGUGCAACCAAAGUUGCGCAGUCUCAAGUCAACGCCUGCGCAGCUCUCUGCAACAAGGACUCCCGCUGCCAUUUCUUCCAUCCUGUCGAGAUGAAGGGAGGCUCCGAAGGCAACGUCAUCUGCGCCCUCUACACUGCCAAACAAGAAAAGUCCGCUGCAACCUGGAGUGCAGGCCCAUCCAGCUACGGCGGAACGGUCGUCGCCUCCUAUGGCUUCACUCGUGCUGUUCCCGCCAGCGCGUCUGUCGCAUCUUCAAGAUCCACAUCUACAUCAUCCUCCAAAUCUACUUCCACAACAUCCACCAGGUCUACUUCCACAUCGUCCACCAAGUCUACUUCUACAACAAGCUCUGCUUCGACCUCUAGGUCCACCUCUUCCUCGAGCACCAGCUCUAGAUCCACUUCCACCUCGAGCACCACCUCUUCUUCCGCCGCAGCCACGAGCACACUGCCUGCCGCUCCCGCUGGCGCUACAUUGGUUCAAUUCAGAGGCUGUGCUAGCUCGCAAUCCACCGUUCCCAUGUUCGUCAACAAGAACUUCCCCAUCUCCGGUGUCUCCACCUCCGAUACCGCUUGGAUCGUUCAGCACGGCUCCAGUCGCAAUUUUGACGAUUACUUCAGCUCCGUGCGCAAUGUCGUAGGCGACCAGGGAAUCAUCCUUGCGCCCAACUUCUACGCCAACACCGACUCGGGCAAGUGGUAUCAGCCCGCCAGUAACCUUGCUUGGAACAGCAACGACUGGGCAAAUGGUGCUGAUGCCGUGGCACCUUCUGGCGUCUCUUCGUGCUCCUCCUACGAUGUGUACGACUCGCUGGUAGCGCUGCUCGGCGAUGUCUCCAGGUUCCCUAACCUUCAAAAGGUCUACGUCGUGGCUCACUCGGGUGGUGCCAGCAUGAUGACCAAAUACGGUCUCCUCCGUCCUUCGACCGGCUACAGUUUCGUGCUGGCCAAUUCGCCUUCCAUGCCUUACUUUACCACCGUCCGACCCAACUCCACCGCUGGCUGCUCCAACUACAACACUUGGGGUUACGGCUUCGGAAGCCCUUUGCCUCGCUAUGUUGCUGCUCGUCUCCCGGACGGCGUCUCGGGCUUCCGUUCUUGGAUCGCUCAGGACAUCACCAUCAUGACAGGCACCCUUGACACCUACUCGCGCGAUCAGACUGGCGAUCAGAGCUGCCCUGUCCAAGCACAGGGUGGACAAAACCGACGUGACCGUGGCUACGCCUGGUGGGCUUACCUCAACCUCCUCGGCGGCACAUCCACCGACGUCUCGGAUUUCUACGGCUAUCAAUCUCUCGUGGAUCAAGGCGUCACCAGUCUCAACCCACCCGUCUUUGGCGCGCGUUACUGUGUCGUCGACGGAGUGGCUCACGAUAAUGAUGCUAUGUUUGCCAGCGAUUGUGGUCGUGCGGCCAUCACGGGUGCUUCCUCCCUGCCUGCCGGUCCUGGUCCCAUUAGACCAGCAUGA